Molecule: messenger RNA, 1130 nt
Organism: Loxodonta africana (African savanna elephant)
Lineage: Eukaryota; Metazoa; Chordata; Mammalia; Proboscidea; Elephantidae
Gene: ELOC
Product: elongin C
Exons: 4
Coding region: 765-1103 (112 amino acids)
Biological process (GO): ubiquitin-dependent protein catabolic process
Cellular component (GO): elongin complex
Molecular function (GO): protein-macromolecule adaptor activity
Source: RefSeq, a predicted model, not a curated record
GUGAGAAAGAUGGCCCCAGAACUGAGUAGUGGUGGCAGUCGCCUGGACUUCUGUGAGUGAGCUCCGAAUGGAGAACUGAGCCACUCCGGAGUUGGGAAGGAAGGGCCCCCACUGCGGGCGUGGAGGGCGUGGUUAGUUGUCAGUAAACACUUAACAGUACCGGGAAGAGAGGAAAUGAGGCCAGGUGUUUGCGCGAGCAGUUCUGAUGUUCUUGCACAUCACUGCAACUUUUCACAAAGGACAGAGGCCACUUCAUAAAGAGCACGAUCUUCUUAGGAUACAAACCGCACUUUUCAAUCCUUCCUCUGAAGACAGCUCCCCCAUCUCCAGACGACCCACAAACCAGAGGCAGGGACGACCUCUAAAACCCCCGAAAUCUUAACAGGGGACGUGAGAAACGACAAGUCCCAGGAUGCAGUGACGUCUCAAGCCAAACGCCCACACUACCGUCCGGUGAAACUACAUGUCCCAGAAUGCUGUGUUGCCUCGGGCCCCGAGCGCCUCCUUAAUAAGGAUGCUGUUCCUUCAGAAAUCCGAGCCGGAUCGGCGCUGCAUGCCGGGACUCAGAAGACCCAGAAUCGUAUUGGCUGAGAUUUGGCAGUGAAUGCCAUUCCCCUAGGCUUGUUUGAGGUGAUGUGGGGGGAAGGGCAGGGACGCUGGGCACUUCCGCCAGACGGAAGCCGGCUACAGACUCACUGCCUCCCGCCUUACCAGGAAGCUACUAAAGUUCCUGUGGAAGUGAAGUAGAGUUUCAUAAGAGCAUUAUGGAUGGAGAGGAGAAAACUUAUGGUGGCUGUGAAGGCCCAGAUGCCAUGUAUGUCAAAUUGAUAUCUUCUGAUGGUCAUGAAUUUAUUGUAAAAAGAGAACAUGCACUAACAUCAGGAACAAUAAAAGCCAUGUUGAGUGGCCCAGGUCAGUUUGCUGAGAAUGAAACCAAUGAGGUCAAUUUUAGAGAGAUCCCUUCACAUGUGCUAUCAAAAGUAUGCAUGUAUUUUACCUACAAGGUUCGCUACACUAACAGCUCCACCGAGAUACCCGAAUUCCCAAUUGCACCUGAAAUUGCACUGGAACUGCUGAUGGCUGCGAACUUCUUAGAUUGUUAAAUAAAAUAAAUUAUAAUAAACUGUUAA